CAGAAUACUCAGCGAACUUGACUACACAGAAGUUGGUGUGCGGGCUCUGGCACGCUGUGGAAUGACAGGCAGCAGCACGUUGCGUGUUGCAUCUAUGGAUUCUAAGCUCUGGAAGCCACACUACGAACAUCGCUACACACACGCGGAAGCUGCAAAAGAGAACGAUAGACGUAAUAUAUUUGGAGAGGACUGGAGGAAGCUGUACCAUUCACGUCGGCGACUAGACCAUGAAGCUCUCAAGAACCUGCGAAUCAUCGAAGCUGUUUCGCCUGAGGCGCGGAUUGAGCCUGCAAGGCGAAUAGCACACCUUGGACUCGAUAUCUGGGAUGUCUUAUCCGACGAAGCAAGCCGACCAUCUCCUCCCCUCUUUCAGACAGAAGACGAUAUUGAGAAGGUGAAGAAUGGUUCUCCACUCACCAAUUUAACAAGGAAGUAUUGGGCGGCCGAGCUUAAAAAGAUCAUCGCUAGACGGACUGCUAUAGACAGUUGGACUAGUCUGAGCCAGUCUCGCGCGGAUGAGGAAAUAAAUCCUCUUCCGUUCGAGGAAGCAUUCGCGACGCUGUCUUGUUUCCACGGCGUCCUUCCAGACGAAAUUAUGAACCUUGUCAAUAGAGAAAUAGACGGAUGCAAAAGAUACCUUGAAACAGAGAAUAUAUGCUGCGAUCCGGGAGCUGAAGAAUUUGUUACGUCACGGUUAUGCACGACUGUGUGUGAAUACAUGCGCGCCCAAGGCUUUGACAAGACCGAAGCUAAUCGGUUUUACGACGUCCGCAAUAGUCUACCACACCUUUUCCUGACAUCCUUCCGUCACUGCUUGCCGAUAUCGUUGGUCUUUAUCUUUGUCGCUAUCGUGAAAAGUCUUGGGGUGAAAGCUUCGGCCCUGAACACCCCUAACGUCGUGAUAGCACUCGUCCAUGAUAGACUUGUGGACGUAUGCGGGCAAGCCUUCGCAGAGUCCAUUGCUACAAGAUCAUAUCAAGACGUCGAGCAAAUAUUCUCAGAGCAUUUUCAAAGGACUAUUACAAGCCAACUACUUUCGCGUGUCGCACGCAAUAUCGAGGUAGCAGCGGACCAGGAACUCCUUAGGGAGGUGAAUGAUAGACACGACCUCUAUCAAGAUGACAACUUCUACACAUUGCUUCAAGCGCGUUACAUGGCGCAUUGUCUAACAGCGCUAACACAGCCCAUGCCGGAUAAAGCAAAUGAACAACGCAUCUUUUCAAUAAUCGCAUCAAAGUUCUUCCCUCUAGAUAUGGACCUCGUUGUACUUGAUAAAGUUUUGACUCACUGGGACCGUCCCAGUCGCCUGGUAAUCAUGCAGUUUGGUGGCGAGUACUUUCUGGAAGACGAUGACAACCGAAACCUCUAUAAACUUGAAUCGCGCGGCGUACUGCGGAAUCUGUUUUCCGCUGAUUUGUUUGUCGGACAAAUCGUUUCUGCUAGAAACUUCACCCUGCGCGCAGUAAUCGGAUGGAAGACAACUGAUGAAGGGAUAGUUUGCUCGACCAUCUCAUAUUACCACAACUACGUCAAGGAUUACCCCAUAGACCUAAUGACGCCCACAAUAUGCACUGUCCAAGAUCUCCGAACAUUCCUUCGCAACCCGAUUCUCGGACAGUAUUUCGAGGAUGCGGAAUUUUGCGCGUUGAAUUUGAGUACGGGGAGGGGACGGGGACGAUUCAUUAUGAAUAAGUACCUGAGGAAUCUGUAUCCGGAGGACGAGGAGAUUGGGGCACGAUGGAUUAGAAGUGGCUGACCCACGGUGGUGUGCGGUAGCAUGAGACGAUCUAGUGAUGAAUUGAUGAAUUUAUGUAGUUUCUUGUAUUUUU
Molecule: messenger RNA, 1829 nt
Organism: Fomitiporia mediterranea MF3/22
Lineage: Eukaryota; Fungi; Basidiomycota; Agaricomycetes; Hymenochaetales; Hymenochaetaceae
Exons: 5
Coding region: 62-1756 (564 amino acids)
Source: RefSeq, a predicted model, not a curated record